AAAGCACAAGCUCGACUUCCUGAACCUAAAGUGACGCUGGGUGCAUCGACAGCGAACUCUCGAAAGACUCAUUGAAGACUCGCGGGAAUAGCUCCAAGCCUCCACCAUGACGAUCACGUACUCACUGAACGUCUCCGAGGCUCGGCUGUGCGGCUUUGCCAAGCUGCUGCUGCGAUGGCGCGGCAGCAUCUACAAGCUCCUAUACCGGGAGAUGAUCAUAUUCUGCACCUUGUACUUCGGACUGAGCGCCCUCUACCGGCACAUACUCAACGAACACCAAAAAGUUGUCUUCGAAAGCCUGGCCAAGUACUGUGAAAAGUUCACGGACCUGAUCCCACUGUCCUUCGUGCUUGGCUUCUACGUGUCCAUUGUCGUCGGUCGCUGGUGGCAGCAGUAUAUGAAUGUUCCCUGGCCCGACAAGGCGGUGAUGGCCAUAGCAGCUUACGUGAAUGGCACUGACGAGCGUGGCCGCGUAAUUCGGCGCACGAUGGCCCGCUACCUGUCUCUCCUGUCAGCACUAACUUUCCAAGGCAUCAGCACAGCUGUCAAGAAACGCUUCCCAACGCUCGACCAUAUGGAGGAAGCUGGCCUGAUGACCAAGGAGGAGCGGCGCGUGUAUGACUCGAUCCCGGUGGCCCACGGCAAGUGGUGGGUGCCGGCGCAGUGGUUCGUCGCGCUGGCCGUCCGUGCCCGCAAGGAAGGACGCAUCAAGGAUGACAUCCUGCUCAAGCACCUGCUCCAGGAGAUGCACGAGUUCCGAGGCUGCUGCGGCAUGCUGUACAGUUAUGACUGGAUCAGCAUUCCCCUGGUCUACACACAAGUGGUGACGCUGGCCAUCUACACCUACUUCCUGGCCACUGUCAUGGGCCGCCAGUACCUCAGUUCUUCGAGUGAUGAGAUUGACCUGUACAUCCCAGUCUUCACCAUCCUGCAGUUUUUCUUCUACAUGGGCUGGUUAAAGGUGGCAGAACAACUCAUAAACCCAUUUGGUGAAGAUGACGAUGAUUUCGAACUGAACUGGUGCCUUGACAGAAACCUGCAGGUAUCAUUUCAAAUCGUUGAUGACAUGCACCAGCGACACCCCCGGUUGGUGCGUGAUAUCUACUGGGAUGAGGCAGAACCGCAGCUUCCUUACACCAAGUCUUCGGUGAACCUCCGCACUCAGCCACACCUGGGUUCAGCCAUGACCCUUGAUGUCGACCCUGAGGAGUCGGAGUUUGUUCCCAUGGAGACCAUCUUGGAGGAGGACCAUGAUGAGCACAAGUACACGAGCCCGCCAACAUCACCGCCAAAUGCGGCAGAUGUGCAACCUGUGCCUGGGCCAUUCAGUUCCCAUUUCAACCAUAUGCCGCUGCACCUUCAGCCUCAGCCACCAGAGGGUGCACCACUGUCCACCAUUUCGAAUCACCUGCUUGACAGCCCACUCAUCACGACUCGCAACACCUCUGACAACACCACACAGACAGGACUGCGGAUUCUAAACACGGGCAGUCGUCUUCUCAACUUCAUCAUCGGCAGCAGCAAUGACAACUUGCCGCAAUCACCUAAGGUCAAAGAGCAUCCGCUCGUGCCGCACUUUGUGUCACGCCCACAACUGAGCCGGCGCAACGCGCGGACUGUGUCCCUCUGCGAGGGCCUCGACCACCGCAGCCACGAGUUCACGGUCGAGGAACGCCGGUCGCUGCUGCGUGGAGAAGACAGGCCUACCAUCAAGGAGUCAGUGCCAAAGUCGGUCAUUGUUGACUUGGCAACACCUACCAUGACCUUUGAGGAAGCCAAACAGACUGAGGAAUCGCAGAACGAGAAGAAAAUGGAAGAACAGCCAGAGCCAUCGCCGUACGAGCCAAACAGUUCAACCGAAAGCCUGCUGGCCGAAAACAGUCAGUGCAGUGCUGACAGCUACACUCAGCUGUUGCCACCAUAAUGUGCCGGCAGUAGUCGGCUUGUCGUGCUGGCAGGUUUGUGAGCAUGUGGUCAGCUUUGAGGGCAGCGCAACAAAGCAGGUGCCAAAUGGGCAGCACCCAAAAAUAGUUGAGUGGAGUAACUUCUGCACCGACGUGCUAGCCUGAAUCACAAAACUGACAACCACCAUGACACAAACCGGCACAUGGCCUGCCAUGUCAAACAUUUUGCACCUGCCAGACAUCUGAUGCUGAAAAAUUUCAGGACACUGCAGCAUAACCUGCAUGACCUACUGCUGCACAGACACUACAUUCUCAUCUGCCUCUAUCAUGCUGUGAGAGCAGUUGUGGCCAUGAAUCGUUCUUAAAGCAUCCCAAUGGCCUUGCAAUGCAGAGAGAGGUCACACUGGUGAUGUUGAAAGCUGGGCACUGAAUUGUUGGAAUGGGAAAAACUUAAUGUCAUUCACUUUAAAAAGUGCAGCAAGAGAACAUCACCUUCAGCCACGUGUUGUCUGUGUUACAUAGUUACAUGCAAGCAAGCUGUCGAGGAGACAGAGCAAACAUAAAGGCAAAUGCUUUUUGAUGCACUCCUACAGCCCUUUGCAAAGGGACUAGGCAAAACAAAGUAAGCAAGCAAAACCUCUACUGCGUGCAAAUUUCUCACAGCACGUAUGAUGGAGGCUUUCAGCGUGGCAAGUUAAGUGAGACCCCUGCCCAGGAAGGCUCAUCUUAUGCACAAUGAAUUGCUGAUAAUGAAAAAAAAGGAAAGAAGCUUGCACAUGAAGACAGACAUGGUGUUAAGUAUCUUCAAGUCUCUUAGAAAUGAAGAGGCACAGUACAUGUGUUCUGGGACAACUCAUAUGAAAGCAUUCUCAGCUUUAAUCUGCAAGUGCUUAUGAGUACUAACUCAUGUGUAAGUGUUCUCAGUGGGCGACGGAAAAGCAAGUAAUGCAUGUGAAAACUGUUACGCCAGUCCUUCGUGAAGGGUCACAUUUCCAGUAAGGUACCAGGGCCACACUUAACGACUCAACCCACCGAAACAGCACUCAGCCCGAGACAAGUCGAUCUCGACAAACCUGCUCAGUGAAUGACUGUGUGUUAAUCUAUCGUCGACUUCAAGGAGCAGAUCUAAUGCGACAGGUCUGCCGGUGAUAUUUUCGAGCAUGUGAAAGCGUGCAGUUGUUUGUGAUUAUUUAAACUGUGUGGAGACUGUAGUGGACGUGUUGUGACGUGCACUAGCUUGUGACUCAGUUCUCAGAAACCGAUUUUUUUUUUUUCAUUCAGUGGAAUAUUUUAUUAUCACUGAACAUAUUGAGAAACAUUUUAGUUGCUGCUGAACUUGUUGACACGUUUCCUCCCGAAAUGACGCGUCGGCCUUCUGUGUAUGUACACGUGAUCCUCCUGACAUGGGUGUUCCAGUGAACUGUGGCUUGGUUUCACAAACCAACUGUGGACAUCACAAACAUUGUUUUCAUGCUAUUUUUCCACAAAGAUGCAUAAUUCAACCAUUGUGCCACCUCUGCAACCGGUGAAAUCACCGGUGAAAUUGACCGAAGCUGCUUCAUGUCAAUAGGCACGAAGGAGCAAGUGACCAUCCAUGUUUUGUAAAACUUGACCGUCAAGUUAUGCUUGUAAGGAGCAUGGUGUGAGGUCGGCGCAACAGCCUGCGCGAGUGAGCUGCGACACUAGUUGUUUGCGUGCAGAUGUGAGGGUGAUUCAGUCAUCAGAAAAGUGUGAGUGGGUGAGUCAGCUUGACCAGCAACAUACCUGCACUGAUUUGAAGAGCAUCCAGUAAUCAAAACCUUUGCAAGUCAAUAGCACAUCUUUGUCAUCUUUGGUAUCCUCAAGGCAAGGGAAUUGUCAGAGGAGCCACGGUCAAUGCUGCAACGCAGCAGAGCAUCACAUAAAAUAUGGGAUGGUGACGUUCCCGUUGGUGUGAGUGGUGAAGCUGUCUGCGCUCAUUGGCAGCUUUGAGGUCAGACAGCUCUGGAGCACAUCCUCCAACAUUUCUCGCAAGUAAACGGCAAUGUACUGCUGCAGCAUUGCACCAGUUCGUAACUUGCAAGCUUCCAGAUGCUGAAGACUUCUCAUCAUUGAACUUUCAUGACAUACAUUUAGUAGUUGCUUGCAACGUCAAAGGGUGUUAAUUUAUUUUGGAGCGAGCACCGGCACUCUUUCCCCCAUUUACAGGGUCUUGGGUGUUGUCCUCUGUCUUGUUUCCUUUCCUAUACCACUGCGGAAGCUGUUAGAGAAGGAAAAUAAAGCCGUUUUGGUUGGCAGUUUUAAUGCUGCGUAAUGUCUCUAGAAACGCGAGGUCACUCAUGUGCAGGUGAGAGGUUGACAUAGCUCUGGUAAGUUAUUUAUAUGUGAGACACGGGGUGACAAAGUCAUUCUGUAUGACUAGGUUUUUUCCAAGCUGCUAGCGCAGCGCAGUCUAUGAUUUGGCAGAAAGACUAGGUAGCGGUGUAACUGCAACAAAUAGGCAGUUUGAUGUGGGCAGUACGGGCGAUGCCUGUAAUGCAUCUCUCUAUACGUGUAGAUGUUCACGCGAGUUGAACAGACCAUGGACAUCUGUUUCACAAGUGGGACUUUGUUUCCUGCAAACGAAGUGAAGGGAAAGGGCGUCUCAUUUGUUGUCUGACCAAUGAUGAUAUGCAGUUUUCAAGAGAGUAUCCAUGCAACAUCAUAUGUGCUGAGCUUCUUAUUUAUUUAUCUGUUAUAUGUCAAAUUCCGGCACUGUUGUUGUUUCGAUGUUUCUGUAGCAGCAAGUUUAACCAAACGAAACCACAUGUUUACGAGUGUUGCCAAUUUCCGACGACAUGCCCAAGACUGUGCACGAAUUAAACAGUCGUUCACUGAUGUUGCAGGCUGCCAACAUUGCCUAGGUUUUGGUAAGCUUUGAAUUUUAUGCUAGGCUGUAAUUGGUCGAGUGGGCCAACAAAACGCGGCAGGUAAAAUGUUUUUCAGUUUGUAUGGGAAUGAUUGCUGCUAUUACUCCACAUUUUCAUGGCAACUACACAGUAAAGCCAAGCAGCUGUAGUGAUUUCUAGCAGGAUAUGUUUAAAAAAAGGUUUUUCUAUAGUAUGUAAACAACUGGCCAAAAAUUUGCCAUCCUCAAAAAAUAUAUAUUUUCAUUCUCACAGGAUCAAGGGCUGUCACAACACCUUCCCUUGCUUCGUCCACUGUGCUUAGGGCAAUCCUUUGACAUCAAGUAGGGUUGUAGCAGGGGAUUGCCAGAGUUCUUUUAUCAUGAAAUGUUACAAAGGUCACAGAGGAUAUGUAAAGGUUAUGAACGAUACAAAAUAAUGCAGCGGUACACAAAUGAUAUGAAAAUAUCUGCAGCGCACAUGAACACGGACAUCGAAAUUGGACAGGAUUAGCAUGGUGUAAGCAUUAGGCUUACAAGUGCAAAUUUAUUUUCCUGCAAAUAGGUGUAACUACGCAAUACGUUAGUACGGCCACAUAGGAGAAACCAACAGAAUGACACUAUGGAGUUGUAAUCCAAAAGACGCACACAAGACAUCAUGGAUACUACGGGGAAUAAAUUCGUGUUCACACUGCUUGUUGACACAAACGACGAAAAAAAAUAAAGAGCUGUCAUUUGUGCCAUUUCAUGCUAAAAGAACAACACGCCACUAGCUAUCCGAUCCUACAUUAUGGCACAACCAGAACUAACAUUUGCCCCAGCAAAGCCAUAUGGUUUACUUUCACAGAAGCCUCGUGACUGUGCUCAAGUCGAUAUCCACAGUAGUUCAAGUGUUGUCCCUUCUGUUCAUUUGAAAAGCUGCUUGUUGCAUUUGUAAUGGUAAACAUUUCGCCUGAAGAAGCUGCAGCUCCAGACGGGGUUGCAUCGUGUGGUGACUUCCGUGACUCUCGACAUUUCCGUUCUUUCCUUGUUUUUAUGUUCCUGUUUAAAUGGAAUCUUUUCAUUGUUCACUACGGAUCUUUUACAUCCGACUUGCCGAUUAGUGAAAUGACAAAGAUGCAGAUGUGGGGCUUUCUGUGAAAGCUUAUAAUAUACUGAGACACCUGAGCAGUUCUCGCUUUUGCCCGUUGAUUUUAUGCGACUGCAUCUAUUAUUGUGGUUUCUAGCGCAUGCCCACGUGCAUGUCGCAAAGACACUUCUCCGAGCCUUUGUGUACACUUUCAGCACGCCACGGCGUUGCUGAGCGAUAUCUGAUGUUCUUUAGUUGCGCUGCGUUCAGCAACUUCGGCAGUUACUCUUUGUAGGAAAAGUUGCCGGCUGUAGAAGCUCGCAACAAGUGAAACCUGCAUCACUAAACUGUUGCCUUGCUGAAAUAAAUUUCCUGAAAGCCUCA
Dermacentor andersoni is the source of this 6220-nucleotide messenger RNA. Its product is annotated as bestrophin-4-like. NCBI's taxonomy places the organism in Eukaryota, Metazoa, Arthropoda, Arachnida, Ixodida, Ixodidae. The record is from RefSeq and is a predicted model, not a curated record. Gene Ontology annotation, molecular function: chloride channel activity.